This is a messenger RNA of Rotaria sp. Silwood2, 450 nucleotides long. The record is from the annotation of a GenBank genome assembly. Lineage: Eukaryota; Metazoa; Rotifera; Eurotatoria; Philodinida; Philodinidae.
AUGACCCCAGCUGAACUAUUUUUGAAACGAAAGCUGAGAACUAUAUUGGACCUCAUACGUCCCGCAGCAAGUGAAACACAUGAAAAGAACCGAAAACGAUAUAAAAUCAAUUUCGAUAAGAAAACAAAGAAACGAUUUUUCAAAGAAGGUGAAAAUGUACUGGUAAGAGAUUUACGUGUUUUUCAAACUGGAACCAAAUGGACACCUGGUACACUUAUAUCGAAAUCUAGAUCACGUAUUUGGAGUGUCAAGAUUGGAAAUAAUAUUUGGCGUCGACAUGAAAAUCAAAUUCUAAAUCGCCAUUGGUCAAGUGAUGAUGAUGUUACUGCUACAAGCUCAGAAGAAAAACAAACAGCGGAAGACAGCAAAUUAUCUAACACACAAAAGCAACAAUGUGAUCAACAAACACCAAUACUUCGUCGAUCCACGAGAAAACAGUACGAAGAUUAA